AUGGAGAGUGUGUCAAAACGGAAUAAUUUAGAGGAUUUAAAGAAUGUGGAGUUUGAGACAUCUGAAAAUAUCGAAGUCAUUCCAUCUUUCGAUUCAAUGUGUCUCCGAGACGAUCUGUUGCGUGGGAUAUACGCUUACGGAUUUGAGCGGCCUUCAGCGAUUCAGCAAAGAGCUAUCAAACAGAUAGUGAAGGGUCGAGAUGUUAUAGCACAAGCUCAAUCUGGUACUGGCAAAACCGCAACAUUAGGUAUAUCUAUUCUACAAAUGUUGGAUACCCAGCUAAGAGAAACUCAAGCUUUGGUUUUGUCUCCAACUCGUGAACUAGCUUCGCAAAUACAGAAGGUCAUCCUCGCCCUUGGUGACUACAUGAAUGUUCAAUGUCACGCUUGUUAUGGUGGAACAAACAUUGGAGAAGACAUUAGGAAACUAGACUACGGACAGCAUGUCAUAUCUGGAACUCCUGGUCGUGUAUUCGAUAUGAUACGCCGUCGCAGUCUACGAACAAGAGCUGUUAAGUUGUUUGUUCUGGAUGAAGCCGAUGAAAUGCUGGAUAAAGGGUUCAAAGAGCAAAUUUACGAUGUUUACCGGUACUUACCCCCUGGCACUCAAGUAGUUCUUCUAUCAGCCACAAUGCCUCAUGAGAUUCUCGAAAUGACGUCAAAGUUCAUGACCAAUCCUGUUCGGAUUCUGGUAAAACGUGAUGAAUUGACUUUGGAAGGUAUAAAGCAAUUCUUUGUGGCAGUAGAACGAGAAGAAUGGAAAUUCGACACUCUUUGUGAUUUAUACGAUACACUCACUGUCACUCAAUCUGUUAUUUUCUGCAAUACUAAACGUAAAGUUGCAUGGUUGACGGAGAAAAUGCUUAAAAACAACUUCACAGUGGCUUCUAUGCAUGGUGACAUGGUUCAGAAAGAGCGGGAAGAAAUUAUGAAAGAUUUCAGAGCUGGGGAUAGCCGCGUACUUAUAACAACAGAUUUGUGGGCACGAGGUAUUGAUGUCCAACAAGUAUCUCUAGUCAUAAACUACGAUUUACCUAACAAUCGUGAACUUUACAUACAUCGUAUAGGUCGAUCGGGCCGUUUCGGACGUAAAGGUGUGGCGAUUAACUUUGUAAAGACGGAUGAUAUCAAAAUCUUACGGGAUAUUGAACAAUACUACUCUACACAAAUUGAUGAAAUGCCAAUGAAUGUUUCAGAUCUUGUAUAA
Schistosoma rodhaini is the source of this 1206-nucleotide messenger RNA. Lineage: Eukaryota; Metazoa; Platyhelminthes; Trematoda; Strigeidida; Schistosomatidae. The record is from the annotation of a GenBank genome assembly.